Fukomys damarensis (Damara mole-rat) is the source of this 3946-nucleotide messenger RNA. RefSeq names its product euchromatic histone lysine methyltransferase 2 (gene Ehmt2). The record is from RefSeq and is a predicted model, not a curated record. NCBI's taxonomy places the organism in Eukaryota, Metazoa, Chordata, Mammalia, Rodentia, Bathyergidae. Gene Ontology annotation, cellular component: nucleus. The transcript has 28 exons. The coding region runs from base 134 to 3700 and encodes 1188 amino acids. Gene Ontology annotation, molecular function: histone methyltransferase activity; zinc ion binding; protein-lysine N-methyltransferase activity.
CCGAGGAAGAGGUAGGCCCCGGAGCCUACUGUCUCUUCCCAGGGCCCAGGCGUCCUGGGCGCCCCAGCUCCCCGCCGGGCUGACCAGCCCUCCUGUCUCCUGUCUCCCCUCUCAGGGGGACAGCCCCGCUGAGAUGGGGGCGCUGCUGCUGGAGGAGCCCAGAGGAGCCCCCGAGAGAGUUCCUGGCUCUUUGGGGGACACCCCUCACGGUGAAGAGACCCUGCCCAAGGCCAAGCCUGACUCCCUGGAGCCUACUGGCCCCUCCUCUCCGGCCUCAGUCACUGUCACCGUGGGCGAUGAGGGCGCUGACACCCCCGUAGGGGCCGCACCGAUCCUUGGGGAUGAUGCGGAGAAUCUGGAGGGAGAGGGGAGCCGCGUCCUGCUGGGCCAUGCCACCAAGUCCUUCCCGUCUUCCCCCAGCAAGGGGGGUGCUUGUGCUAGCCGGGCCAAGAUGUCGAUGACAGGGGCCGGGAAGUCGCCCCCGUCGGUCCAGAGCUUGGCCAUGCGGCUGCUUAAUUUGCCCGGGGCCCAGGGACCCGCAGCUGUUGGGCCUGAACCCACUCCAGCCACUACAGUCAGUCCCGAGGGGCAGCCCAAGGUGCACCGAGCCAGGAAGACCAUGGCCAAGCCAGGAAAUGGGCAGCCCCCCGUCCUUGAGAAGCGGCCCCCGGAAGUGCAGCAUUUCCGCAUGAGUGACGACGUGCACUCCCUGGGGAAGGUGGCUUCAGAUGUGGCCAAGAGGAGGAAGCUGAACCCUGGAGGUGGCCUGUCGGAGGAGUUGGGUUCUACCCGGGGUUCAGGAGGAGUGACCCUGGACAAGGGGGACCCCAGGUCCCUGGAGGAGUGGGAGACGGUGGUGGGGGAUGACUUCAGUCUCUACUAUGACUCCUACUCUGUGGACGAGCGAGUGGACUCUGACAGCAAGUCUGAAGUUGAAGCCCUGGCUGAACAACUGAGCGAAGAGGAGGAGGAGGAGGAGGAGGAAGAGGAAGAAGAGGAGGAAGAGGAGGAGGAAGAGGAAGAAGAGGAGGAGGAAGACGAGGAGUCAGGCAACCAGUCAGACAGGAGUGGCUCCAGUGGCCGGCGCAAGGCCAAGAAGAAAUGGCGAAAAGACAGCCCAUGGGUGAAACCAUCUCGGAAACGGCGGAAGCGAGAGCCUCCACGGGCCAAGGAGCCACGAGGAGUGAACGGUGUGGGCCCCUCAGGCCCCAGUGAGUACAUGGAGGUCCCUCUGGGGUCCCUGGAGCUGCCCAGCGAGGGGACCCUCUCCCCCAACCAUGCUGGGGUAUCCAAUGACACGUCCUCCCUGGAGACGGAGCGGGGCUUCGAAGAGCUGCCCCUCUGCAGCUGCCGCAUGGAGGCCCCCAAGAUCGACCGCAUCAGUGAGAGGGCCGGGCACAAAUGCAUGGCCACAGAGAGCGUGGACGGCGAGCUGUCCGGCUGCAACACCGCCAUCCUCAAGCGGGAGACCAUGCGGCCGUCCAGCCGGGUGGCGCUCAUGGUGCUCUGUGAGACCCACCGGGCCCGCAUGGUCAAGCACCACUGCUGCCCAGGCUGCGGCUACUUCUGCACGGCGGGCACCUUCCUGGAGUGCCACCCCGACUUCCGUGUCGCCCACCGCUUCCACAAGGCCUGUGUGUCCCAGCUCAACGGCAUGGUCUUCUGUCCCCACUGUGGGGAGGACGCUUCCGAGGCCCAGGAGGUGACCAUUCCCCGGGGUGACGGGGGGACCCCUCCGGCUGGCACUGCAGCCCCCGCGCCCCCACCCCUGGCCCAGGACGCCCCAGGGAGAGCAGACACUUCCCAGCCCAGCGCCCGGAUGCGAGGGCAUCAUUUGCCUUUAAAGNCACCCUGCGACCCCCUGGCCGACACCAUCGACAGCUCAGGACCCUCCCUGACGCUGCCCAGCGGGGGCUGCCUCUCAGCCGUGGGUCUGCCACUGGGGCCAGGCCGUGAGGCCCUGGAGAAGGCCCUGGUCAUCCAGGAGUCAGAGAGGCGGAAGAAGCUGCGUUUCCACCCCCGGCAGCUGUACCUCUCUGUGAAGCAGGGGGAGCUCCAGAAGGUGAUCCUGAUGCUGUUGGACAACCUGGACCCCAACUUCCAGAGCGACCAGCAGAGCAAGCGCACGCCCCUGCACGCGGCUGCCCAGAAGGGCUCUGUGGAGAUCUGCCAUGUGCUGCUGCAGGCCGGAGCCAACAUCAACGCCGUGGACAAGCAGCAGCGGACGCCGCUGAUGGAGGCCGUGGUGAACAACCACCUAGAGGUGGCGCGCUACAUGGUGCAGCGGGGCGGCUGCGUCUACAGCAAGGAGGAGGAUGGCUCCACCUGCCUCCACCACGCAGCCAAAAUUGGCAACUUGGAAAUGGUCGGCCUGCUGCUGAGCACAGGGCAGGUGGACGUCAACGCCCAGGACAGCGGCGGGUGGACGCCCAUCAUCUGGGCCGCAGAGCACAAGCACAUCGACGUGAUCCGCAUGCUGCUGACGCGGGGCGCCGACGUCACACUCACGGACAACGAGGAGAACAUCUGCCUGCACUGGGCCUCCUUCACGGGCAGUGCUGCCAUUGCCGAGGUCCUCCUGAACGCCCGCUGUGACCUGCACGCCGUCAACUACCACGGGGACACGCCCCUGCACAUCGCAGCCCGGGAGAGCUACCACGACUGUGUGCUGCUGUUCCUGUCUCGGGGGGCCAACCCGGAGCUGCGGAACAAGGAGGGGGACACGGCGUGGGACCUGACCCCAGAGCGCUCGGAUGUGUGGUUUGCGCUCCAGCUCAACCGCAAGCUCCGCCUUGGCGUGGGAAACCGGGCCAUCCGCACGGAGAAGAUCAUCUGCCGGGACGUGGCCAGGGGCUAUGAGAAUGUGCCCAUCCCCUGCGUGAAUGGGGUGGAUGGGGAGCCCUGCCCCGAGGAUUACAAGUACAUCUCGGAGAACUGCGAGACGUCCACCAUGAACAUCGACCGCAACAUCACCCACCUGCAGCACUGCACGUGUGUGGACGACUGCUCCAGCUCCAACUGCCUGUGUGGCCAGCUCAGCAUCCGAUGCUGGUACGACAAGGACGGGCGGCUGCUCCAGGAGUUUAACAAGAUCGAGCCCCCGCUGAUCUUCGAGUGUAACCAGGCCUGCUCCUGCUGGAGAAACUGCAAGAACCGGGUGGUGCAGAGCGGCAUCAAGGUGCGACUGCAGCUCUACCGCACAGCCAAGAUGGGCUGGGGCGUCCGUGCCCUGCAGACCAUCCCUCAGGGCACCUUCAUCUGCGAGUACGUAGGGGAGCUGAUCUCAGAUGCCGAGGCUGAUGUGCGAGAGGACGACUCUUACCUCUUCGACCUGGACAACAAGGACGGGGAGGUCUACUGCAUCGAUGCCCGUUACUAUGGCAACAUCAGCCGCUUCAUCAACCACCUGUGCGACCCCAACAUCAUCCCCGUCCGCGUCUUCAUGCUGCACCAAGACCUGCGGUUCCCACGAAUCGCCUUCUUCAGCUCUCGAGACAUCCGGACUGGGGAGGAGCUGGGCUUUGACUAUGGCGACCGCUUCUGGGACAUCAAGAGCAAGUACUUCACCUGCCAGUGUGGCUCCGAGAAGUGCAAGCACUCGGCCGAGGCCAUCGCGCUGGAGCAGAGCCGCCUGGCCCGCCUGGACCCCCACCCUGAGCUGCUGCCCGAGCUGGGCUCCCUGCCCCCAGUCAACACCUGAGAAGAGGCCGUGGACCCUCCCUGCCGGCGGGGCCACCCACUCUCCGCUGCCAGUCUGGGGUGCCGCGCCCCUUCACACAUUCCUGCCAGGCUCCCGUGGGCCCUGGAGGUCCGAGCCCCGCUCCCGGCGCCGGCUCCUCCCUGGGAGCCUGACUCGGGGCUGCCCGCCCGUCCCCUGCACUGGCAUCGGAUGAAUUGAAGUUGGGCCUCUGCGCCGACUGGGUUUUUUUCCUCAGUAAAUGUUGGG